UACCAAAAUAAAUUUUAUUCCAAAAAAAAAAAAAAAAAAAAAAAAAAAGGGAAAAAGAAAACCGACACAGCAUUUCAUUCCACAAGCUCAAGUAACGAAGAAAUUCUUCAUUAACUUCCACCGUCUGAAAAAUAACCACUUCUUCAAAGAUCUAGGGUUUUCAGAGACAAAGAAGCAAAAAAAAUCUCCGGCAGAUAUGGCGCUUGAAUGGGUUGUGUUGGGCUACGCGGCUGCCGCAGAAGCGAUCAUGGUCCUCCUCCUGACGAUCCCGGGACUCGAUGGUCUCCGAAAGGGUCUCAUCGCCGUGACACGUAAUCUGCUCAAGCCUUUCCUCUCGAUUGUGCCGUUUUGCCUCUUCUUGCUCUUGGAUAUCUACUGGAAGUACGAGACCCGUCCCAACUGUGAGGCCGAUUCCUGUACCCCAUCUGAGCAUCUGCGACACCAGAAAUCCAUCAUGAAGAGCCAGCGUAAUGCGCUUCUGAUCGGCGCCGCUUUGAUCUUCUACUGGCUUCUCUACUCCGUCACCAGCCUCGUCGUCCGGAUCGAGCAGCUCAAUCAGCGAAUCGAGCGGUUGAAGAACCGGAACUGAAUUCAUAUGGGUUUGUGUUCAAAAAAAAUUUCACAUGGAUUUAGACGAAUUAUGGAGUAAUUUUCUUUUAAUUUUCUUUUCUUUCUUUUUUUUAUGUUCUUGUAUGUUGUUUUUUUUUUAGAUUUUUAUGUUUUUGGAUGCUUUUAUAACAUGAUAAAUUGCUUUAAUGUUGGAUAUUUGGAAUUUUUAGUUGGGAUUAUACUGCAUUGCGUUUGAAAUUAAUCGAAUGUCAAAGCUACUACUGCAUUUUGCA
This is a messenger RNA of Ziziphus jujuba (common jujube), 842 nucleotides long. RefSeq lists its product as uncharacterized. Bases 197 to 589 code for a protein of 130 amino acids. Gene Ontology annotation, biological process: endoplasmic reticulum to Golgi vesicle-mediated transport; intracellular protein transport. The record is from RefSeq and is a predicted model, not a curated record. NCBI's taxonomy places the organism in Eukaryota, Viridiplantae, Streptophyta, Magnoliopsida, Rosales, Rhamnaceae. Gene Ontology annotation, cellular component: endoplasmic reticulum; endoplasmic reticulum membrane. The transcript has a single exon.